Messenger RNA from Malania oleifera, 1829 nucleotides. Its product is annotated as DExH-box ATP-dependent RNA helicase DExH15 chloroplastic-like. The record is from RefSeq and is a predicted model, not a curated record. Bases 860 to 1417 code for a protein of 185 amino acids. Lineage: Eukaryota; Viridiplantae; Streptophyta; Magnoliopsida; Santalales; Ximeniaceae. The transcript has 5 exons.
AUUACCCGGUUUCCCCCCCAAUCUCCCUCAUUUCCCUAAUUCCCUCCUUUCCCUCCUUCCCUCCCGAUCAUCCUCCGUCGCAGCCCCAGCCCCUCGCCGUUCGCAGGCCUUCACAGCCCCUUGCUGUCGCCGUUCGCAGCCUCCACAGCUCCUUGCCCCAACCGCCCCUCUUGUAGUUGGAUCGCUCGAAUCUGAGGUGACCGCAAGUGCUAGAUGCUGGGAAUUUAGUUGAAAUUGGAGGCGUUGCGGUUGAACAAGGCGAGCCAUUUUUUUUAAGACAUGAGCAGAAGCUUGGCAGCUCCGUGUCUCUCCCUCCCCUCUUCUUCAUAAACUGGGAGAGCCCACAGCAUAGUGAGACUCUCUCUCUUUCUCUCUACCCUCACUAUCAGGCAAGCAUGCUCUCUCUCUCUCUCUAGCAUGCUUGAUGUCUCUCUCUGGAAUUCACUUUUUGUGUCUAUUAUGCCUUGCUGCUAUUGGUCCGGUUCUGAUUGUCUCUUCUUUUCCCCUGUACUUUUUUGAUUCUUUGAAAAUCCUUAGUGGGUUUUUCUCCAAGGCUGACUCUUUCUGAGAGGGGGUUAUUGUAUUGUUUCUCCAUUUUGGAUGCCUCAGAAGUUGAGCUCAAGAUUUCGAAGGAAAUGAUACCUUCUGCUUGCAUUUUGUUGGGUUUUUCUUUCGGUUCACUUCUCUGAGAUCUGGUGGGGUAUGUCCAUUUUUUAAAAUAAAAAAGCUUUUUAAAGCUUGUUUUGCUUGGAAUGCAAAUGAAAUUAAAGAUAUUUCUGCCUUGUUGUUUUGUGAGAUUCUGAGAAUUGGUUAUCUUGUUUGUAUCUGUGUUAUUACUCAAUGGAAGUUGAUAGACUUAAUGGGAGAUUCAUUUUUGGUCCAAGGAUUUCGGCUUAUGGGCUCAAGAUCAGAUCAGCAAUGUUUACAUGAAACUAGGGCAUUGUAUAGCAAUUUGCACGUAAUAUUUCCUCUUGGUGAAACUGCUGCUGCAAUUCGAGGAGAAAAUGAACUUUGGCUUGCAAUGGUUCUUCAGAAUAAAAUCUUACUAGAUCUAAAGCUUGCACAGCUUGCUGCUGUCUAUGGAAGUCUAGUUUCUGAAGGGAUUAAAGCUCGGCCUUGGAAGAAUAACAGCUAUAUUUAUGAACCAUCUACCACUGUAUUGGAUGUCAUCAGUUUUUUGGAUGAACAAAGAAGCUCGCUAUUUGAAAUUCAAGAAAAACAUGGGGUAAAGAUACUUUGUGGUUUGGAUAGCCAAUUUUCUGGUAUGGUUGAAGCCUGGGCCUCUGGUCUAACCUGGAGGGAAAUUAUGAUGGACUGUGCAAUGGACGAGGGAGAUCUAGCUUGUCUCUUACGGCGAACAAUUGAUUUACUACCUCAGGUAACCCAAUUUCAGCAGAUGGCACUUCUCUGUAAUUGAUUUCUGAUCAGAGGGUGCAUGGCCAAGUCAUCUCACCGUUUUCUUUGGGUAUGUAACGGCAGAUUCCUAAAGGACUGUCACUGCAUUGACCGCUUCCAAUGUCGUGGACCUUCCACCGAUAAGCGAGCUGGCUGGAUGAAGUUAGACCACCAUUCUUACAGGUGAAUUCCUAGAGCGAACACAUUUUAUUCUAUUUGACAAGAUCCAAUAUGAUCAAGCCAAAUCCCAAACAUAUGUGCAAAUAAAAAAUUUUAAAUUCUUGUUUAAUUUAAUUGUAACAGUUUCAAAUUUCUACAGGGUCCGGUCGUAAAUUUGUGUACACACCAACUCCAUGUUUAUCUUUGUUCUCUGUUGUGGACUGAGAUAAGAUUACCUUUUUCUGCAAAAAAUUAUUCGGAGAUUAUUUGCUUUC